This is a messenger RNA of Cyanistes caeruleus (blue tit), 1899 nucleotides long. Lineage: Eukaryota; Metazoa; Chordata; Aves; Passeriformes; Paridae. The record is from RefSeq and is a predicted model, not a curated record.
GGAGCGGGACCGGGGUGAGAUCGGAACCGGGAUGGGAGCGGGACCGGGCUGAGAUCGGGACCAGGACUGGGAGCGGCACCGGGACUGCAGCUGGGACCGGCACCGGGAGCGGAACUGGGACUGGAGUGGAGCUGGGAUUGGGAUUGGGAUUGGAGCUGGAAUCAGGACCGGGACACAGCUGGAAUCGGAACCAGAGCUGGGAUUGGGACCGAGUUUGGAGCUGGUAUCGGGAGCUGGGAUCGUGACCGUGAGCAGGAUCGGAGGCGGGCCCGGGAUCGGAGCUGGGGUCGGAGCCGGGAGUGGAUCGGGCCCGGUCUGUGCCCGCCGGGGAGCGAUGGCAGCAGCCGAGGGGAAUAAACUUUGGGGUGGAAGAUUCAGUGGAAGCACAGAUCCAAUCAUGGAGAUGCUCAAUGCUUCCAUUAGCUACGACCAGAGGCUGGCUGAGGUGGAUAUCCAGGGGAGCAGGGCUUAUGCCAAAGCCUUGGAGAAGUCUGGAAUCCUAUCUAAAACUGAGCUGGAGAAAAUCCUGGGUGGCCUGGAAAAGAUCUCUGAGGAAUGGUCCAAAGGAGUCUUUGGUGUGAUCCAGACUGAUGAGGAUAUCCACACUGCCAACGAGCGCAGGCUGAAGGAGCUGAUUGGAGACGUAGCUGGGAAGCUGCACACUGGCAGAAGCAGGAAUGAUCAGGUUGUGACUGACCUGAAGCUGUUCCUGAAGAAUUCCCUCUCCAUCAUCUCCACACACCUCCUGCAGCUCAUUGAGACCCUGGUGGAACGUGCUGCCAUAGAAAUCGAUGUGAUCCUGCCUGGCUACACCCACCUGCAGAAAGCUCAGCCCAUCCGAUGGAGCCAGUUCUUGCUCAGCCAUGCUGUUGCUCUGACCCGCGAUUCUGAGCGCCUGGGAGAGGUGAAGAGGAGGAUCAAUGUCUUGCCUUUGGGAAGUGGAGCUCUGGCUGGAAACGCCCUGGGAAUCGACAGAGAGCUGCUGUGCAGUGAGCUGGACUUUGCUUCCAUCAGCCUGAACAGCAUGGAUGCUGUCAGCGAGAGGGACUUUGUGGUGGAAUUCCUGUCAGUUGCCACCCUGCUGAUGAUCCACCUCAGCAAGAUGGCUGAGGAUCUCAUCAUCUACAGCACCAGCGAGUUUCUCAUCAUCUACAGCACCAGCGAGUUCGGCUUCCUCACCCUCUCUGAUGCCUACAGCACUGGCAGCAGCCUGAUGCCUCAGAAGAAGAAUCCCGACAGUCUGGAGCUGAUCCGCAGCAAAGCCGGGCGAGUGUUCGGCCGGCUGGCUGCAGUUCUCAUGGUCCUCAAAGGACUCCCCAGCACCUACAACAAGGACCUGCAGGAGGACAAGGAGGCCGUCUUUGAUGUCGUAGACACCCUGAAUGCUGUGCUGCAGGUUGCCACUGGAGUGAUUUCCACCCUCCAGAUCAGCAAGGAGAACAUGGAGAGGGCGCUGAGCCCGGAGAUGUUGGCCACUGACCUGGCUCUCUACCUGGUUCGGAAGGGAAUGCCCUUCAGACAAGCCCACGUGGCCUCGGGCAAAGCCGUCCAGCUGGCCGAGACCAAAGGCAUCACCAUCAACAACCUCAGCCUGGAGGAGCUGCAGAACAUCAGCCCCCUGUUUGGCAGCGACGUGGCGCAGGUGUUCAGCGUGGUGAGCAGCGUGGAGCAGUACACGGCCGCGGGCGGCACCGCCAAGAGCAGCGUGUCCGCCCAGAUCGAGCAGCUGAGGGAGCUGCUCAAGAGGCUCAAGGAACAGGCUUAGAGUGUGGGGAGAGAUGCCCACCCCUCGGUCUGUGUCGGAGUCUGAAACACAAAAUGUGUGCCCUUGUCUCUGAUGCCUUGUCUCUGAGAUCCAGGAGAACACUGAAUUUCAUAGAAGGUGAAAUUUAUAGGCAU